AAAGCUGCCGGAAAUAAAGUAAUUAACAACAACAACAACCGUAACAACGAAUGACCGCACAGGUUAAAGCUGCCAGAAAUAAAGCAAUUAACAACAACAACAAUCGUAACAACAGGAUGCCCAAACUUGCCGGCAAGCGUCCCCCCAAACGUGGCCGUCGCAAAGCCAAUCCGCCACCCAGCGCCGCAUCCUCCGACUCCGGUUCGCUCUGCCGCGUUUGCGCCAACUGGUUCCCGGACCAGUCGGCGAUGAUCGCCCUCGGCAGUCGCACCGUCCUUCGAGACGUGUGCACGCCGGCGGAAGCGAUCGUCGCGAUUGGUGGGUGGUCCGUUGAGGAGGGCGAGGACGCCGGGUUGCCCCAGUUUUGCUGUGAGGCGUGUUUUGGCCAGCUGGAGGUGGCGUACGGGGUGCGCAGGAUGUGCCGCGAGUCGGACUGGAAGUUGAGGAAGUUGUUGGCGAAGGAAGCGGAGGUGAAUCCGCUGGAUACGGUCGAGGUGGUUUGUAAGGCUGAUGAUACGGAGGAAGUUGUCAUGGAGGAGGAAGAGGUUAAGGAUGAACCGGUUGUGGAUGACAACGAGGACAAUAACGACGGAUUUGAGGAGAACGUUGAAGAAAACUCAAACGAGGAAUCGGAAUCUUCAGAACAACCCCAAUCGAAACGCACCAAGUUAUUGAUCAGCGAAGAUCUGUACGAAGAAGUACAGGCGAGUGCGUUCCGUUGCUGCGGUUGCUGGCGAUCGUUCGAAACACAAGCUGAGCUGUACGAGCAUGGACAGGUCGAGCACAUCUCCAAGAAACUCUCAAAGGAAAAAUUGGGCUCCAAAGUCCAGUGUGACAUCUGUUACAAAACGCUACAUAGAACUCAACAGUUGCUUCUACAUCGAUCGAAGGACAAGUUUGAGUACCGCUGUAAAACGUGUGGCGAAACGUUCAUCAACCGAGUCCGGGUGAGCACGCACUACCGCACGAUCCACGGGCCAAACGCGACCGUAUGCGGAACAACGCGGAUCUGCUGUGGUUGUGCAGAGAACUUCCCAUCGCCAGAAGCCCUGUCAACCCACAGUGAAGCCGUUCACCUCCCGAACCGUCCUCCACCGAACCCGGAACGGCCGUUCGUGUGUGACAUCUGCUACAGCAACUACCUAAACGAUCAAAGCCUGCAAAAACACAAAACCCGGUUCACGUCCAAAGUCAAGAAGUACCAGUGCACCCAAUGCGGGAAACAAUUCUUCUACCCCGGCAAACUCAGCGAUCACGAGAAGACCCAUCUCGGCGAGAAGGUCUUCCAAUGUCCCGAAUGCCCAGCGGCCUACGUCAGCCGGGAGUCACUGCGCAAACACAUCCAGCGCCACACGAUGCCCGAGGACAAAUACAAAUGCCCGGAAUGUGGCCGCUGCUACCGCUCCUCAAAGAACCUCAAGGAACACCUCAACCUGCACACCGGCGAGCGCCCGUUCGUCUGCACGUUCGACGAUUGCACCGCCGCCUUCGCCCGGGACACCUCGCUGGCCAAGCACAUCCUGACGCACACCGGCCGGAAGGACUACCAGUGCGGCCUGUGUGGGAAGCGCUUCGGCGGCAACUCCAGUCUGCGGGCGCACGUCAGCUUCACCCACAACAAGGAGCGACCGUUUGGGUGUUUCUUCUGCGAGCGGCGCUACCCGCGCAAGGACUACCGCAGGCGCCACAUGGAGAGUGCCCACGCGGCGGAACUGGCGGCGAAUCCGCUGCCGGCGAUCGAGCUGGCCGGGUCGACGCAGUGGUUGAAUAAAUAGUAUUAUUAUGAGGA
Messenger RNA from Culex pipiens pallens (northern house mosquito), 1789 nucleotides. Its product is annotated as gastrula zinc finger protein XlCGF26.1-like. The transcript has a single exon. Gene Ontology annotation, cellular component: nucleus. Gene Ontology annotation, molecular function: zinc ion binding; DNA-binding transcription factor activity; RNA polymerase II cis-regulatory region sequence-specific DNA binding. The record is from RefSeq and is a predicted model, not a curated record. The coding region runs from base 51 to 1775 and encodes 574 amino acids. Lineage: Eukaryota; Metazoa; Arthropoda; Insecta; Diptera; Culicidae. Gene Ontology annotation, biological process: regulation of transcription by RNA polymerase II.